Hydatigera taeniaeformis is the source of this 1482-nucleotide messenger RNA. NCBI's taxonomy places the organism in Eukaryota, Metazoa, Platyhelminthes, Cestoda, Cyclophyllidea, Taeniidae. The record is from the annotation of a GenBank genome assembly.
GCCGUGGAUCCUGUAGCUGUGCUGACAGUGUUCCAUGAAAUCGGUGUCGAUCCCUGCUUGUACUACAUAGCUCUUGGCGAAUCCCUGUUCAAUGAUGGUGUGACUCUCAUCCUCUUCAAAAUCGUUCAACAAUUCCUUGAUUCUAAGAGCGUCACUGCUAAAGGUAUAUUAAUCGGUCUGGGGGCAUUCUUAACCAUCAGUCUUGGUGCUAUUGUGAUUGGUGUUGUACUGGGCGUUCUGGCCUGCAUAAUCACUAAAUAUAGAACCCAUUUUGAGGUGGUAUUCCUUCUUGGUGUCGCCUACACAUCCUACAUACUCGGUGACGUUUUGGGCUGGUCCGGACUGGUUGCAUUGAUCACCUGUGCCAUGAUUCAAGCCGCGUAUGCAUUCCACAAUCUGGAAACGAAUGAUCUCUACACACUUAGAUCCAUCAGUCGGCAGUUGAGCGAGAUAUGUGAAGGCAUCAUCUUCCUUCUCAUUGGAAUCAAAUUGCUCGAGAAGCAGCUCUAUUGGCACAUGUCGUUCAAUCUAUGGUCCCUACUCACAUGUCUGGUGGUCCGUGCCCUUGUGGUGUUUGUGCUGAGCCUCUACAUCAAUCGCUUCUACCUGAAUAUCUCGACAAUAAGUCUGACGGAGCAAUUCAUCCUAGCCUAUGGUGGAUUACGUGGAGCUGUUGCCCUUUCCCUCGCCAUAAUGGUGGAUAAGCAGAAGGUUGAACAACGUGUCUACGACACCCUGGUAACCUCAACUCUCUUCACUAUCCUCUUCACUGUUGGGGUGAUGGGUCCAACAAUGCGACCGCUUGUAAAAAUUCUUCAUAUCAAGCUAGCUCAGCGCAAAACCAUUAGUCUAGUCCGCGUGCUAAACGAGCGGAUGAUUGAUGAGAUUGCAGCAGGUGUGGAAGGCAUCAUUGGUCGCUAUGGCCGUAAUUCUCUUAGAGCCUACUUCGUACGUCUAGAUGAGGAUUACAUACGUGGUUUCCUUCAACGACAACCAAGCUCCCACAAUGCAGGAAUUGUAAAGGUCUACGAGGAGAUGGCAUUGGUUCUUCACCUGGCCUCUCUUCGAUCACCGCAACAAGCGGCAUCCAUAAUGCGUGACUUGCCUGCCACCAUCCAACUGCGUCAGUUUGAAGCCAUUAAUAUGGAACACGAGGCUAGCAGAGCUGAAAUGCAGAAGAUGACUCAGUUCUCCGCAGCCCAUUCAUUUCUUGGUGUAAUGCGGCGAAGAAAUGCGACACUAUACCUAGAGGAUGACUGUGGCACAGCACCGCACAGAAGGGGUUUGCAGCGAUUCAGCUUCCUUUGUGAAAUGCCGAAAUUAUUGGCAGCUAAAAGAGUCCAGAUUUUAAGUCUGUCUUCUCAGUUGGCAGAGACCACGCCCUCCGACAGAAACGCGGACGCGAGGCCGCAGGAGGAAGCCGAGAAGGAGAACGAUAGGGCAAAGAAAGGGAGAAGAAGCAGGAAUGUGAUCAACAGGUGA